Haliotis rufescens (red abalone) is the source of this 3743-nucleotide messenger RNA. RefSeq lists its product as uncharacterized. Lineage: Eukaryota; Metazoa; Mollusca; Gastropoda; Lepetellida; Haliotidae. The record is from RefSeq and is a predicted model, not a curated record. Gene Ontology annotation, molecular function: protein binding. The transcript has 6 exons. Bases 1308 to 2198 code for a protein of 296 amino acids.
CGUUCCCAGUCGUUGUCGUGUAUGGCAAGUGUUGGCUGUGCGACAGGGCGGUCCCGUGGGACAACUGCUACCUUUUAUAGGUACAGCCCUGACUUGGAUGUUUUAACAGUAAUGAAACUUUCAUCAUGCCUAACAAACGGAUAAAUACGAUCUGAAGAAUUCUGCAAUUAUGUGCAACUAGAGAAGCUCAGUUGUAUCGACUCGAUGAUGUUGGCAACUUGCAUUAUAGUGGAUGUGACAGAUUGUUUCAUGUUAAAGGAUUAACAUUCAUAGUGAAUUGUGUUCUGAUGGAAACACUCUGGCUGUGCCAUAGUGUUGCCAUCACCUGUUCAGCUUUCCAUGACAGUCAGAAGAGGUCAUUUAUGUACAAUUCCAUCAAAUGUCAUCAUCUUCAACUGCAUCAAAUAGUUCAUGCAGUGUGUUGAAGCGUCGAUUUGAGAUAACUUUAGUGAACUGGUGAAACGACAAGUCAACAGAAGGCACCUGAAGUCGGCCCGACCAGAUAUCGUAUCCAAUGCGUCUCCCAAGACACUCUGUUCACUGGACGUCUGUAGAAGCCGAGUCAAUCACAAAAUCACAUGUACAGACCAGAACCAGAUCGGUGAUAUGCAUGUGUGCGUCGCGCAGGUGCAUUUUGCAGAAAUUGGAAAAAAAUAGAAAUUAUUCACGAACGUCUUUAACGUGCUGUGAAAAAUCGACAAGACUGAUUUUAGCGUGGUGUGUGAUGUAUUCAGCAAAUAUGGAAUAGCACAUUGUUAAUGGUUAUUUUACCAUUUCCAUUUCUUUCUUUCAUGUGUCCAGAGAGUACCUUUCAUAUUUGCUUGAUGACAUAUCAAUUUGAAAAUACAUUUUGCCUGAACUGGAUACAACGUCUGAUGUUUGGAUACAUGAUGAAUGGUACACCACCAAUGAUAUUAUUGCUCAGCCAGAGUGUGAGGCUUGAUGACAACACCGUUGAUGAUCAAAUGUAAACCACCUUUAACAUCAAUUCACAGUUCUGAGUUUGAAUAGCCACCACUAAUGAUCCAAUGUAAACCGAUACUGAUAUCAAUGUAUUGUCUAGAGUGGGAGAUCUGAAUACAGCACCGUUGAUGAUCAAAUGUAAAACCACAAAUGACACUAGUGUACAAACAGAGCAUGAGGUUUAUACAGCACAUUGAUGACAAGAAGUUGACCAACAUCACGCUCUGUGAAUAGAUAAGGUUUCUAGUCAACAAAAACAAUUACACUUGUCGACGUAGCAUGAGCAACACAGGUGUCACUCACUCAAGGACUCAACCGAUAUCAGCAUUGUUUUCACAAGUGCAAUGAAGUUUCUACACAGCUGCCUUCUUCUCUCCGUCCACCUCAACUUCGUCCUGCCUCUUCUUACGUACUACAUGACAGAGAGGUGCUCUGAGAAUCUGCUUGAGAUGGUGGACCGUCCAGUCUCAGCCGGGAGGUUGCGUCUCACGUACGAGAAUGAACGAUACCGGAAGGACAUGGUUUGCACGAUGUCCAUCCGAGCACCUGCUGACCAUCAGCUGAUGGUCAGUUUUCUAGACAUGGAGAUCGAAGGGUUUAUGUCGGAGGGGUGUGAGUCGGAUUACUUGAUGCUCUAUGAUGGUCCAGAUGACAAGAGUCCUUCCAUGGAUAACCACAAAUAUGUCGAGCAAUAUACUCAGACGCCCCAAACCAAUAAAUUAUGUGGAUCUCUCACUCCUAGGGCGACGUUUGUUACCACCGGUGAUGUCGUCACGUUAGUGUUCUACAGCGACAUGACGAUCGAAUACAGAGGAUUUGACCUCAUCUUCACUGCAUUCCAUACUGGCAAAUGUGAGACAACCGAGUUCAGAUGUAACAACAAACGUUGCAUCAACGCCAGUCUCCAUUGCGACGACUACAAUAACUGUGGCGACGACAGCGACUGGUGCGGCCCCAGCAACAUCCUCAUGUACUUCGUCAUCUUCAUCUGUGUCGCAGUCUUCAUCCUUCUCGUUACGUCAGUCAUCAGAUGUGCAUGUCAAGAAAAGGCGCGCAAGUUUCCAAAGAGCAGUUCAUCGGGGGCUGACAAUGACCUCAUCACGACCAGUACGGGCAUGCGCGUGUCCUCCUUCCGGGGCUUCUCAGGACGGGGGUCAUCAAUCAGUUUGAAUUUGUCGUCAGAGCCUCUUGCCCAGCAGGAACCGCUCCUGAAUGAAAGUCAAAGUAGUGUUUGACCCACACGGACCUGUUCUUGAUUGGGAUGGUUAUUCUGCUGUGCUUUGUGGAAAUUAUAAUGUAACAAAAACAACAGAAAAACAGAACACAAAUAUUCCUUGGGUGGCACUCCCUUCUGGGUGAAGCUAUCAGAAAUGACUUGGUGUAUGGAAUAUAUGCCAUACUGAUCUUUAUUGGUUACAUUUGAUAUUUGCCGCUCAAUCAGUACACAUACUGCCUGACUUGACGGGGCAAAUCUUAUGUGUGAUCGAUGAAUCCAUAAAUGUAGUUAUGAUGUUAUUGUUUUGAAGAUGUCAGUUGAGUAUGCAGUUCUCAAAACGGGGACACCAAGUGGUGCUGUGUAUACACGUUCAGAACAAGCCCUCUACUUAGCAUAAAUUUAACUUACAUAUAUGAAACAUCAAAUGAAAAAAUAUCCCACAUGAAUAAGCGAUACUUAGUGUUUGUGUGUUCUACGAAUGAGAAAACAAAAUGUGAAGCCAGAAAAGGAAUGGGUGAAAUUAUUAUCAAUAUUUUAUUGAGUAUUAUAAUUGUUGUUUCAUGUUGAUUGGCAGGUUCGAUCUAUUUCUUCCAUUGUUUUCACUGAAUCCACUGUACAUUCCACUCCGAGGGACCACUGAUCCUUGGAAGGACACCAUACCGAGUCUAUACACAGUGUAUAUAUAAUUCUUGGGACAUACAAGGAACUGACGCAAUCUUACAGAAAUUGAAUUGGUUUUAAGUGGAUUAACGAAUACUGUGUACGGAGGAGGAGUUUCUUGACUGAUGGGUUUUCACAGUAAUCUGCGCACCUUUAUCAGUAAGCUUUACAAAAAAUUAUUAUAAAUACACAUAAGUAAUUGUGAAGUUGUGUUUGGGAACGAAUAUUAAAUAUUCUUAGAUAUUUGUUAAAGACAAGAUAUAUCCACAUAGACAUUAGUUAAGCACCACACGUGUAUUCUCUGACUGAGCAACUUUAUUUAACUAGUGCAUGAAAUGUGUAAAAUAUUGUCAUACCAAAAAAUGAUUUAGUGAAAAGAAAGGAUUAACGAGGAACAUGGCCAAGAUUACCAUGAAAAAAUGUGUUUUUUUAGAUGUUACAGAUUUGGAAAAUGACUUAAUUUCAACCAAAAACGGUUCACGGAAUUGAAGAACAAUGUCCUGCAAGUCCAAAUAUUACUCUAAAACUGAAACGUCUCAAGCGAUAAACCUAGUUUAUGGAUUUAACCUGGUUUCACUGUAUCAAUUUUACACCAUCAAAUAUAUCAACACUUGUCGAUAAACGUUUAAACUCCGAGGCUUGCCAAGGACGUUUAAAGUUUUUUCGAUGAGUGUUGGUGUAUUUGAUGGUCAAAGAGACUGGGGUGAGAAAAGGAACGUCAUUUGAUUAUGACGUCAUGCUAACCGAUGAAGUCACAAUGAUCUGAAAAGCAUUGUGAUGCAAUUUCAUUGCAGCAAUAUGUUUUUGUUGGACAAGCCGUAAAAUUGAAAGAGUUAGUCUCGACAGUGCCUGGCUUUUUUCGACAGUAUAUAUUCAAAUGUAAAAUAAAAAUUAAUUGAACUUG